AUGUUAGAUCUGGACACGUUUUUGACUCGCAAUCCUCAGAUUCAAUGUUUUCCCAGUUUCCACCUUCUCGCUUCGUUCUGCAAUUCUAAGGUUUACACGUUCCCAAAAUCUGUUAUCUUAUGUCACUGCAUUUUCUGUUUUUUCACGCCACUUUUGACACUUUGUUUCCCACCAUAAUCAUCUUCCGUGUCUUUUAGCCACAGCUAAAUCUUCAACUUUUCCCCCUCAUUUAAGAUUUCAUGCCAACAACCACGGAUGUAGUAACCCCUUUUGACCAUUGGUAUGCAAUUCAAAUCUCUUAUCUUGGAACCAUCAUUUAAGAUUUCAAUUUUCGGAUCAUAGAUUUCAAUAUUGCAGUCUUGAAACAAAAGGGUGUAAUAUUUGAUCUCUUUGUGAUAGAGCUAGAUUAGAUUAGAUUAUAUUAGAUUCAUUGUGUAGACUAGAAUCUUCAUGAAUUAGAAUGCAAUCCGAGAGUUUGAGCCUGGCUCCAGCUCUGACACUCUUCCCAGCCCUGAAACCCCCUCACAAAACCCUACUAUUCCACCGAAUAUGUGUUCUUGUUAUCACAUUCCUUGCAUAUGCUUCCUUCCAUGCCUCUAGGAAGCCUCCUAGCAUUGUCAAGAGUGUUCUGGGACCCACAGUUCCAUCAAAUGCAACUCAAACUGGAAACUUGAGUUCCAAUGAUGUAGGGUGGCCACCUUUCAAUGGAACGCGGGGCACUCACCGGCUCGGCGAGCUUGAUCUGGCAUUCCUUACUUCUUACUCCAUUGGCAUGUAUUUGGCUGGCCAUGUUGGAGAUAGGAUUGAUUUGAGGUUGUUCCUUGUAUUUGGGAUGAUGGGUAGUGGCCUUUUUACCAUACUUUUUGGGUUAGGGUAUUGGUUAGAUGUUCAUGUGUUGGGGUUUUUUGUUGGUGCUCAGAUUAUUUGUGGAGUGUUUCAGUCAAUUGGGUGGCCUUGUGUGGUUGCAGUUGUGGGGAAUUGGCUUGGGGAAUCAAAGAGGGGCUUGAUAAUGGGGGUAUGGAAUUCGCAUACCUCGGUGGGGAACAUCAUUGGUUCAGUUGUGGCUUCAGGGGUUUUGGAGUUUGGAUGGGGUUGGUCAUUUGUGGUGCCUGGAGUCCUGAUCAUUUUGGUAGGGAUUUUGGUGUUUUUGUUUCUUGUUGUGAAUCCAGAGGAUAUGGGAUUUGUGCAUUCUGGAAUGGACAUCGAAAUGAGUGUUGAAAUUGAUAGUGCAGAGAAUAUUCAGAAAGUGGAAUCAGAGGAAGCAAAGCUUAUUGAAUCUGAUAAUUCUGAUUCUUCAUCUGCAAUUGGGUUUUUGGAGGCAUGGAAGAUACCAGGAGUGGCGCCGUUUGCUUUGUGCCUCUUUUUCUCAAAGCUUGUGGCUUACACUUUUCUUUACUGGUUGCCCUUCUACAUAAGGCACACAGCUGUUGCGGGUGUGCAUAUAUCUCACAAAACUGCUGGGUUACUUUCAACCAUAUUUGACAUUGGGGGAGUCCUAGGUGGAAUCACAGCAGGAUUCAUUUCUGACAUGAUUGAAGCACGUGCUAUUACUUCAAUUCUGUUUUUGUUUCUAUCAAUUCCAGCUCUUGCUUUGUAUCGCAUUUUUGGGAGCCUCUCCAUGUUGAUCAACAUCAUUUUAAUGUUUUUUUCGGGUUUUUUGGUGAAUGGCCCAUACUCAUUAAUCACAACUGCUGUGGCUGCUGAUCUUGGUACGCAAAGCUCAAAUGAUCGGAAUUCUAGAGCGCUGGCUACUGUUACUGCAAUCAUAGAUGGUACUGGUUCUGCUGGUGCUGCCCUUGGACCCCUUUUGGCAGGAUAUAUUUCCACUAGGGGAUGGAACAGUGUCUUUUUUAUGCUCAUUCUGUCUAUUUUCUUUGCUGGUUUAUUCUUGGUUCGUGUUGCAAGAAAUGAGAUAAGAGAGAAACUUUCAGGAAAGUGAUUUUAAAGUUUUAGGAACACACAUCAUUAUUUAGUUAGUCCCUUUAUUGAUGGUACCUUUUACACAGUAAUUAGCUAUUGAUGAAGAAAUUGUUGAAAGGCUUCAAUAGUGUUUGUAUCAUAUGCUCAUUCUUUAUUCACUUGAUUGUAAAAACAAAUGUAUACGAAUGUUUAUGGUGAGAUAUUUCAACAUAGUUUUUUUGGUAUUUUA
Messenger RNA from Cajanus cajan (pigeon pea), 2149 nucleotides. RefSeq names its product Major facilitator superfamily protein (gene G3PP5). Gene Ontology annotation, cellular component: endoplasmic reticulum membrane. Gene Ontology annotation, molecular function: transmembrane transporter activity. The record is from RefSeq and is a predicted model, not a curated record. NCBI's taxonomy places the organism in Eukaryota, Viridiplantae, Streptophyta, Magnoliopsida, Fabales, Fabaceae. Gene Ontology annotation, biological process: transmembrane transport.